Messenger RNA from Brassica napus (rape), 2294 nucleotides. Its product is annotated as MA3 DOMAIN-CONTAINING TRANSLATION REGULATORY FACTOR 3-like. Gene Ontology annotation, biological process: negative regulation of DNA-templated transcription. The record is from RefSeq and is a predicted model, not a curated record. Bases 346 to 2118 code for a protein of 590 amino acids. Lineage: Eukaryota; Viridiplantae; Streptophyta; Magnoliopsida; Brassicales; Brassicaceae. The transcript has 4 exons.
AAGGCGACACAUGCUAGGAUCAAUCGGCACCGUUGAAACCGAAACACGUGGCGUGAGUCUUUGGUGAUGAGACCUUUGAUCAGAAACCAUUAGCCGUACCAGCAGCCUCCAUUCGUAAAAAGCUUUGCCUUUUUCUCAAUCCAAUCUUCUUCUGCACAUUCCUCUAAAACACAAUCUACUAUUUUUUCCGGUAAAGUUUCACCCAGCUUGAGACUCGAGUUCUACUAUUAGAUCUAAAACUCCAAACCUCCUACUUCUUGAGUGUUCUCUUCGUUGGAGGUUUAUAUUUGAUAUUGUUUUGGCUCAAGAGCUUGGCCGACGACGAGUAUCAGGGUAUUGCGAAAGAUGGCGUCAAAUGAAGGGUUUCUAACCGAUGAGCAGAGAGAGAUGAUGAAAGUUGCAACCGAGAAUGCAGUGAAUAAUCCACCCGCGCAAAGGCCUCACUCGUCUUUGCUCUCAGAGCAUAUGCACAAACCAUCUGCUACUGCUGCUGGUGGGAAAGCUUACGGUGGUGGCUCGAAUGCUGUGAAACAUAGAAGGUCUCACGCCGGCAAGUCUGUCCGUGCAAAGAAGGAUGGGUGUGGUGGGAAAGGAACUUGGGGGAAACUUAUUGACAUUGAUGCAGACUAUCAUAUUGAUAGGAAUGAUCCAAACUAUGACAGCGGAGAGGAACCGUUCGAGCUUGUUGGCGCAACUGUUUCAGACCCGUUAGAUGAUUACAAGAAAGCUGUGGCUUCCAUCAUUAAUGAAUACUUUAGCACUGGCGACGUUGACGUGGCAGCAGCUGAUCUCAUUGAGCUUGGCUCAAGUGAAUACCAUCCUUACUUCAUCAAGCGGCUUGUGUCUGUAUCUAUGGAUAGGCAUGACAAAGAGAAGGAAAUGGCCUCAGUCUUGCUCUCCUCGCUGUAUACUGACGUCAUCAACCCGAGCCAUAUAAGAGACGGAUUCGUCCUGCUGCUCGAGUCGGCUGAUGACUUUGUGGUUGAUAUACCUGAUGCUGUCAAUGUCCUUGCUUUGUUCCUCGCGCGUGCUGUUGUUGACGACAUACUCCCUCCAGCCUUUCUCCCUAGAGCAAGCAAGGCGCUUCCGGUAUCUUCCAAGGGAUACCAAGUAGUUCAAACUGCGGAGAAGAGCUACCUAUCAGCUGCACACCACGCGGAGCUAGUUGAGAGAAGAUGGCUUGAUGCUUCGUUUAGUGACCCCUCUGGUGAAAGUGGACGACAGGAGAUGGAGGAUGAGAAACUCAAGCGGUUCAAGGAAGAGGUUGUGACCAUCAUUCAUGAAUAUUUCAAUUCAGAUGACAUACCUGAGCUCAUACGCAGUCUUGAGGACUUGGGAGCACCAGAGUAUAACCCGAUCUUUCUCAAGAAGCUGGUGACACUCGCUCUGGACAGGAAGAAUCGCGAGAAAGAGAUGGCGUCUGUUCUCCUCUCUUCUCUUCACAUCGAGAUGUUCACCACUGAAGACGUUGCAGAUGGUUUCGUCAUGCUCUUGGAGUCUGCGGAAGACACAGCUCUUGACAUCCUGGAUGCUUCCAACGAGCUUGCUCUCUUCCUAGCUAGAGCUGUGAUCGAUGAUGUUUUAGCACCGUAUAGCCUCGAGGAGAUCUCUAGCAGACUAGUACCAAACUCGAGCGGGACUGAAACAGUUAAGAUGGCUAGGUCCCUUAUCUUUGCACGCCAUGCAGGAGAGAGGCUUCUACGUUGCUGGGGAGGUGGAACCGGUUGGGCAGUGGAAGACGCAAAGGACAAGAUCUUGAAUCUUCUGGAGGAAUAUGAAAGCUCAGGGCUGGUGUCAGAAGCUUGCAAAUGCAUCCAUGAGCUAGGCAUGCCGUUCUUCAACCACGAGGUGGUGAAGAAGGCGCUGGUCAUGGCUAUGGAGAAGAAGAAGGACAAGAUUGUGGUGGAGCUUCUCCAGGAGAGUUUCGGUGAAGGGCUGAUCACCAUAAACCAGAUGACCAAAGGGUUCACUAGAGUCAAAGACGGGCUUGAAGAUCUUGCUUUAGACAUCCCAAACGCAAAGGAGAAGUUCAGUGAGUACGUGGAGCAUGCAAAGAAGAAUGGUUGGGUCUCGUCUUCGUUUGUAACUUCUCUUACGGAAGAUGCUAAGCUAGGCUAAAACCCAAUGUACAAGUUUGUUUCUCUCUUGAGCAUCAUCCAUCCCUUUCGUUGUUUCUUUGCACUUUUUUUAUGCUUUGAGAAUUCUACAAGGGAGUUAUAAUCUUUUAACGGAUGUUAGUUAAAACGUUUGUUUCUUCAGGGACCAGUUUUUAAAAAUAAAGAACUUUGGGGCUA